AUGGCGACUUCGGACUGUGCCCACUACAUUGAACUAUGUAAUUCGCCAAUUAAAUUUGAAGCAAUAAGUAAAGUGACAAAUGUGUUUUACGAUGAUGCAAACCAACAAGUCUUCACUGUGCGGUCAGGAGGCUCUAUGGGUGUUGUGGUCAAAGGUCCAAAUGAUAAAACCAGCAUUACGUUCAGAAUGGAAGACCGAGGAAAUGUGAGCUCUAUGAAGUUUUCCCCUGACAGGAAAAUACUCGCCAUUCAGCGCUCCCAGAAGUCUGUGGAGUUUAUUAACUUUCAAGAUGACCAGACUACAGACACUUUGGAAUACUCCCAGACUUGCAAGGGUAGAUCAACAGAGAUUAAGGGAUUUGUGUGGACCAAUGUCAAUGAGAUCAGCUUUAUCACAGGAAAUGGGGUGGAGUUCUACCAGGUUAAUCCAGAGAAGCGUUCUUUAAAGAAUUUGAAGUCGCUGAGUGUCAGUGUGGUGUGGUAUGUCUGGAUGAGUCGUGAAGAUGGAGGUAUGCUGUUGUUGUCAUCUGGCCAGUUGGCAAACUCCCUUCAACCUGUCUACUUUUUGCCAGGAGCCAUGUUGAAGCUGCCUAAGUUUGAGGUGGAUCUGCCCACUCUUCCAAAACAGCCAAAACAACCUUUGAUGGAAAGAGAUGUCACGAUGGCUUACAUCUAUGGUCAGUUGUACAUCAUAGUACUACGUCACCAGCCACGCCCCGGGGUGACUGGAGCAGAGGUCGUGCUGUACCAGGUCCCACAUCAGAAGGAGGCUCCAGCCAAGAAGACAAACAUGUUACGACUAGAGAUGAGUGGACGGUUUGCCAUCAACGUUGUUGACAGUCUCAUUGUCAUACACCACCAGGCAUCCAAGACAUCAGUGAUAUUUGAUAUCCAGUUAGACGGAGAAUCAGACGGCUAUGUGAGCAACCAUUACCCUGUUGUGUCGCCACUGCCCAUCAAGCCCUUCAAAAUGUACCUUCCGACAUUGAACAUUCAGUUGGGUCAAGACAAGAUGGAGUACAACUGUGAAUUGUAUUCAGCCAACUGGAUCGUGUUCCAACCAGAUAUUGUGAUUGAUGCCAAAUUGGGAUGCUUGUGGAGUGUGGAGCUUUUACUUGAACCGUUGGUCACAAUGAUUCCUGACAAGUGUCGUCUGAUCAAGUUCUUGCUGCAGCGCCAGAAGAGCAAGUCUGUGAUCCUGCAAGUGUGUCGACAAAUGUUGUUGCCAGGGCGACAAUCUAGUCUUCCAAUCAUCUCUAAGGUGAUGGACAUGCUUAACAAUGGUUACAAGGCUUACCUGGAGGCAGAGAUUGUUGCAUUGGCAAGUGACUCUGCCAAUCAACAGGAGCUGAAGAAACGUGUGAUCAUCGACCAGUCAGACAUGUACACGAACGUGUUUGAUGAAGUGUUUGAGGAUAACGAGGUAAUGGAAAUUCCAUACAAGUUCAAAGUGGCAGUAUUGAUAGAAUACAUCCGAUCUUUGAGUCAGCGUGAAAUCCCUGUUCAGCAUUACUUGUACGAGCUGAUCAUCAACAUUCUGGUCCAUAACAACUGCUUUUACCAGCUACACCAGUUCCUUCAGUACCAUGUGCUCAGUGACUCCAAACCUCUAGCAUGUUUGAUGUUGUCCCUGGAGAGUGACUACCCGCCAGCCCACCAACUGGCUCUGGACAUGCUUACUAGACUGGCAACUGCUAAUGAAGAAAUAAUAGAAGUGUUACUGUCGAAGAACCAGCUCCUUCCUGCCAUAAGGUUCAUUAGAAAAGCUGGCAUAACAGACACAGUAUCAUCUCGAAAAUUCUUGGAAGCUGCCAUGAAUACAAAUGAUGGUCAACUGUUCUUUACUGUGUUCAAGUUCUUCCAGCAAAGGAACAUCAGGCUCAGGAGCAGUCAUGUCUUCCAUCCAGGUGAACACUGUGAUGUAUAUGUGAAGCAUUUCGAGGAGCUGUUUGGGACAGAUGCACUCAUGCCUAUGGCAAAUACCGCGUGAUGACAUUUCCAUAGCAACUAGCCAUGGCAACAAGGAACAUUAUAAUAAUUCUGUGAUACUUAAUGUGAAUAGUUUUCUUGUAUUCAUACAUUAAUGUUUAAUGAUUGCAAAUAUUGUGUAUCAUUAAUUUGAUUAAUAUUUAAUCAAUUUGUUUGUACAUUCAUCAGGGAUUGUGCAAUGUGACAGUUCAUAAGAUGGUGCAGUUUAUUGAAGUUCAUACUCCACUGGAUACAUUAUUUAUAUCUUGUGUGUUCAGUAAAUGGAACGCAACUUCUGUCCAUUUUUUCUAAAUUCUGAUUACGUUUUUUUUAAGUAAAAACUUACAAAAAGGGUCAUUAAAUAAUUAUGCAAAAGCAAUUCAGGAGAACUUAAUCAUUUCUUGCUCGCUCUAAAUCAUUUCUUGCUCGCUCUAAAACUGAAUUUGUUCAAAAUCAUGACCAUGUUUCAACAUAAGUUAUAGGAGAAAUUGCUUCAUACCGUGAAUUGAUUAAAACAUUUGAGAUGUCAAGCCAUGUAUGACUGUUAUGUUAUCAGAAGAGUUAAUUGAGUUAUCAAGUAAAUACUGAAAAAAAUCGAAAUGUUGGAGCAUGUUUUUAGAUUUUGCCUUUUUUGUUGUUGUUUUUUUUGAAAGUGUACAUAACCAUUCCAAGAAAUAAUGAAUUCGCAUUUAAUAUGUCGUCUGCGAAAUAUGGCAGAAACAUAGGGACUACUUUGUCUGGCGUCUUCCUCGUCGUCGUCCACGUCAUACACCCGUAUCCGAUCAAUAACAUUUGAAUGACAUGGUGUAGAGUCUUCAAACUUGGUAUGCACAUUGGACAUGGCCAGUUGAUUUUGGGGUAAAUAUGUCAAAGGUCAUUGUGACCUGUACUAGAAAAAAAUUGGCACUUCCGACAGGCGAUACACCCGAUUCGCAGAAUUCUAGUCUUGUAAAAUGAGGCCAGCUUGAAAUAUCAUAUACAUGUACAUGUAAACACACAUUAUCCUAUUUGUUGUUUUAUUGCCUAACGAUUUUAAGUUAAUAAUGUUAGUGUUAUCGAAUCUUAGGUAAGAUAAAGAAGUUUAUACCUAUUUCAGUAAAGGUGAUCAUAUUUAAAUCAAACCUUUGUUAGCUAAUUCAUAUAUAUGUGAAUAAUAAA
Messenger RNA from Mya arenaria, 3125 nucleotides. Its product is annotated as regulator of MON1-CCZ1 complex-like. The coding region runs from base 1 to 1989 and encodes 662 amino acids. Gene Ontology annotation, biological process: regulation of autophagy. The record is from RefSeq and is a predicted model, not a curated record. Lineage: Eukaryota; Metazoa; Mollusca; Bivalvia; Myida; Myidae. The transcript is spliced from 22 exons. Gene Ontology annotation, cellular component: lysosomal membrane; Mon1-Ccz1 complex; late endosome membrane.